UUUAGCUAGCUAACAGGAUUAUCGCAGCCAUGGCGAUUCAAGCCCCAGUAACAUUAUCUUCUGAUGGCUUUACCAGCGAAACCAAGUAUAGAUUCGACGUAUUUCUGAGUUUCAGAGGCGAAGAUACUCGCCACUCCUUCACUGUGAUUCUCUACGAUGCUUUGCGUCGGAAGGGAAUCAACGUCUUCAUCGACGACAAGAAGCUCGGGAAAGGAGAACAGAUCGCACCUACGCUACUUAAAGCCAUUGAGAAGUCAAGGAUUUCGAUUAUUGUGUUCUCUACAAACUACGGUACUUCCACAUGGUGCCUUGAUGAACUUGCCCAUAUCAUCCGGUGUAAGAAGGAGAAGAACCAGGUGGUUAUGCCCAUCUUCUACAAGGUGAAUCCCAUGGAAGUUCAGUAUCAGAGAAAUAACUUUGGAGAAGCCAUGGCUGCUCAUGAAGAAAGGUUCAGCAAUGACAUGGAGAAAGUGCAAACAUGGAGGUCUGCUUUGUCUGAAGCUGCGAGUUUGUCAUCAGCAUGGCUUUACGAAGAUGGAUACGAAUUUGGGUUUAUUGAAAGGAUUGUUGAAGAUACAUAUGCUAGGUUGCCUCCUAAACGCUUCCAUAACAUUGAUUACAUUGUUGGACUUGAGCCUCACAUAGAAGAAGUGAAGUCACAUUUGGAUGAAACUGAUAAUAGUGUUUGUAUGUUGGGAAUCUAUGGAACUGGUGGAAUUGGCAAAACAACCCUUGCAAAAGCUAUCUACAAUUCAAUCUUCUACCAAUUUGAAGGUGCAUGUUUUUUGUUUGAUGUCAGAGAAGAAUCAACAAAAUACAACGGUCUUCUUCGCCUUCAACAAACACUUAUAUCAGAAAUUCUUGAGGAAAAGAGGAUGAAGUUUCACAGUGUUGAGAAAGGAAAAUCUAUUAUCAAACAUAGACUUUCUAACAAAAAGGUAUUGUUGGUUCUUGAUGAUGUUGAAGAAGUUGAACAGUUGGAAAACCUUGCAGGGGCAUGUGAUUGGUUUGGUCGUGGAAGCAAAAUCAUUAUAACAACAAGGAACAAGCAAUUGCUAAUUGUGCGCAAUAUUAAAAAAACAUCUGAAAUGAAGGAGCUAAAUGAGCGUGACUCUCUUAAACUCUUUUGUUGGCAUGCCUUUCGUACAAGCCAACCUCCAAAAGGCUACAGAAAUAUGUCCAUUGGUGUUAUAAAUUAUGCACAUGGCCUUCCUCUUGCUUUAAAAUUAGUAGGCUCCACUUUGGCACAUAAAAACUUAGAGGAAUGGAUAUCUACAUUGAAAAGAUAUAAUAAAGUCCCAGGAAGAACAAUACAUGAAGUAAUGAAGGUAAGUUAUGACUGCUUACAAGACAGUGCUAAGUGUAUUUUCCUAGACAUUGCUUGCUUCUUUAACAGGAAGGAAUUGGAAUUUGUUGAAGAAAUACUAAAAGCCUGUUAUUGUGGGGCAAGGUUCUAUAUUGAAGUUCUUGUUGAUAAAUCUCUGAUAAUGGUUGAUGAUAAUGGUUGCUUGCACAUGCAUGAUUUAAUACAACAAAUGGGUAAAGAAAUCGUUUGGCGUGAGGCGCCUUCAGAUCCUAGUAAACGCAGCAGGUUAUGGUAUUAUGAAGAUGUUCUUUAUGUACUGCGUAAAAAUUUAGGAGGCAAUAAUAUUGAAGGAAUAUUACUUGAUCCACCUCAACAAGAAGAAGUGAAGUGGAAUGGUUUAGCCCUUAAGAAGAUGAUUAAUCUAAGGAUUCUCUUCAUUCGAAAUACCCAAUUUUCAAGGAGUCCUAAAUAUCUUCCCAAUAGUUUAAGAUUACUUGAUUGGGAGGGAUAUCCUUCUACGACUUUACCACUAGAUUUUUCUCCUCCAAAACUUGUUUGCUUCAAGUUAUAUGGAAGUAUUUUCCAAUUGAAAGAGCCAUUCCAGAAGUUUGAAUAUAUGACAUAUAUGGAUUUCUCAAAGUGCGAAUUCAUAACUGAAGUACCUGAUAUGUCCCGAUUUCAAAAUCUAAAAACAUUGACCUUUCUUAGAUGUCGCAAUCUGAUUAAAGUUCAUGAUUCUGUGGGAUCUCUCUGUAAGCUGGUCCGAUUAAAUGUUGGAGAAUGCACCAAACUUAAAAUCUUUCCACGUGAAAUCAACAUGGCAUCUCUUCAAGUUCUUAAUCUCACAAGUUGCAAGAAUCUUCAUUACUUUCCACGUAUAGUGGGAAACAUGGAUGCAUUGAAACAUAUCUCAGCAGAUAAAACUGCCAUCAAAGAGCUUCCAUCUUCCAUUGGAAAUCUUUCUGGGCUCGAAUAUUUAUCUGUAAGGUUCUGCAAAAGUCUUAGAGAGCUUCCAAGCAGCUUAUUCAAGUUGGAAAAUCUUGAGAACCUUGAUUUGGCCGGCAUUCAACGUCCUGGAAAAAAAUAUAUGAAGAAAUUAGUGAAAGAGAGCCAAUCCUCAGUUAUUUGUUGUACGAACCUUGAGAACUUGUGUCUCGAAGAUUGUGGUCUGUUGGAUGAAGAUCUUCAUGUAAUUCUGGCAUGUUUUCGGAACGUUCAAAACAUAGAUCUAUCCAAGAAUUAUUUUGCGACCCUUCCUGAGUGCACUAAAGAGUGUACUUACUUGAAGAAACUAGAAGUGAAUAAUUGUAAAAGGCUAAGAGACAUACCAGAGCUGCCAUCACAAUUGCGUAACAUAAAGGCUGAGAAUUGCACAUCAUUAUCAAUGGAGUCAUCAGGCCAUUUAUGGUCUCAGGCUAAAAAAUGCUUUCUCGGAGUAAUCGGUAUGCCAGCAACAAAAUUCCCUGAUUGGUUCGAUUAUUGCUGUCAAGGAAGGACAUUGUCUUUCCGAGUUCAUGGGAAAAAUUUCCCUCGUCUUGUAGUCGCAGUUGAAUCAGACAAAGCGAAGGCGAGUCACAGAUACUUCUUCGAAGUUUUCAUGAGAAUCAAUGAUCGUAAAAUGCCGUGGAUACAAAGUUAUGCGUCCUUUUAUGGGUCUGAUGCAAUUAGAGAUGGUGUUGUGUUGAUUUUUUCUGGUGACCAAGGUCAUGUGUUCUUGUUUGAUUUGCUUCAGAAUCUUGGUGAAGAAGAUUGGGAGGGGCUUAACAAGUCUUUGGAUUUGGAUUGGAAUGAUGUGGAUGUACAUGUUAUAUGUCACCCACCUGAUAUCUCCAUAGUUAAGUGUGGAGCUUAUGUGGACAAGCAACGAACAAACAUGGAGAAUAUUCGCUUCGUGUCUCCAAGACUUUCCAUAAAGGUUUCAACAAUUUCACCGCUGAAACGAAAAGCUAUAUCUUCUGCUCUUAAUGAAUCAGCCAGGAAGCUCUUGAGAAAUUUCAAGGCUGCUGAUAAAGGAGAAGUCAAUACCACAAAAAAAAGGUCAAGGCCAGUCAGCCUGGGAAGAAAACGACACCAAGUUAUUCGCUCGUGGUACAAGAGGCAUUUUCCAAUGCGCAAGCAAUUUUGGAGAUUUCUGAAAACAUGGAUUCAUAAUGUCUGGAACUUGAUUCUCCGGUGGACGGUGCAGAAGAUGAUGCCUCAGGUGAUUCGGAUUCGGAAGAAAUAUUGUUUCAAAGUUGAGCAAAUUGACAGCGAUGACUGACAAGAUUAAUUCAAGUUGGGUGGUGUCUUUUGGAAUCCAAUACUGUCAGGUGUCAAUAAUAUCCCCCCCCCCCCCUUUUUUUCCAAUAUCUUAGGUCUUGACCCAAAUUAAUUUGGUCAACAACUUGCAAGCACCUCUUUGAAGAUAUAUUUACCACAAAUAAUGUAAUGCAUAUCUAGAACUUAAACUCAAACUCAAAAUUUUUAGUUAAA
Molecule: messenger RNA, 3778 nt
Organism: Prosopis cineraria
Lineage: Eukaryota; Viridiplantae; Streptophyta; Magnoliopsida; Fabales; Fabaceae
Product: disease resistance protein RUN1-like
Exons: 7
Coding region: 30-3566 (1178 amino acids)
Biological process (GO): defense response; signal transduction
Molecular function (GO): ADP binding
Source: RefSeq, a predicted model, not a curated record